AUGGUCAUUCUUCAUAUCAUCUUCACCUUUCUAGCUACAACUUUACUACUAGUUCUCAUAACCUUUUUAGCUCUCAUACUAAAAAUCUUCAUCGGAAAAUCAAUAAAAGACCCAAAAUACACCCCAGUUGUUGGCACUGUUUUUGGUCAACUCUUCUACUUCAAUAAACUUCAUGACUAUUUUACCGAUAAUGCCCUCAAACACCCUACUUUCAGGCUUCUUGCCCCUGAUCAAAGUGAACUAUACACUACUGAUGUUCGAAAUAUAGAACACAUACUUAGAACAAAUUUUGAAAACUACUCAAAAGGCGAGUAUAACAAGGAUAUAGUAACUGACCUAUUUGGCAAUGGGAUUUUUGCAGUUGAUGGCGUGAAGUGGAAACAACAGAGAAAGCUUGCAAGUUUUGCGUUCUCAACAAGAGUGUUAAGGGACUUCAGUUGUACAGUUUUCAGAAAAAAUGCAGCAAAUUUGGUUAGAGUCGUUUCAGAGUUUGCUAAGGCCAAUAAAGUUUUUGAUGUACAAAACUUACUUAUGCAAUGCACCUUGGAUUCAAUAUUCAAAGUUGGGUUUGGAGUUGAUUUAAAUUGCCUUGAAGGAUGUAGCAAAGAAGGGGGUGCAUUUAUUAAGGCCUUUGAUGAUUCUAAUAAAUUAAUAUACUGGCGAUAUGUAGAUCCCUUUUGGAAGCUCAAAAGAUUUCUUAAUAUUGGUUGUGAAGCUAAUCUUCGGAAAAACAUCAAAUUGAUCAAUAAUUUUGUUCUCAAUUUGAUAAGCAAGAAAAGAGAGCAACUAGAAAUGAAUCAACACUGUAAUGAGGAGAAGGAGGAUAUGCUUUCAAGAUUUCUGAUCGAGAACAAGAAGGACCCGAGAAUGAAUGAUGAAUAUCUAAUGGAUAUAAUCCUCAAUUUUCUGAUUGCUGGAAAAGAUACUAGUGCAAACACACUUUCUUGGUUCUUCUACAUGCUUUGCAAAAAUCCACUUGUGCAAGAAAAAGUUGUUCUAGAAAUACAAAAGCUUAUUGGAAAUCAAGAAAACGGGUCUACAAUCGAAGAUUUUGUUGAUAAAAUAACUGAUGAAGUACUCGAAAAGAUGCAUUAUCUUCAUGCAGCUUUGAGUGAAAUCUUGAGAUUAUACCCUGCAGUGCCUCUGGAUGGGAGAGUUGCAGACAUGGAUGACAAUCUCCCUGAUGGCUUCAAGUUAAAAAAAGGGGACGGUGUGUAUUACAUGUCAUAUGCGAUGGGAAGAAUGGGUUACAUAUGGGGAGAUGAUGCUGAGGAUUUCAAACCCGAAAGAUGGAUAAAUGAUAAUGGAGUUUUCCAACCAGAAUCUCCUUUCAAAUUCGUAGCAUUUCAUGCUGGUCCAAGGAUCUGUUUGGGGAAGGAUUUUGCAUAUCGUCAGAUGAAGAUAAUUUCGAUUGCUGUUCUUCGUUUCUUUAUGUUCAAAUUAGCCGACGAAUCAAGAAAAGUAACUUAUAGAACCAUGUUCACACUUCACAUUGACGAAGGUCUUCAUCUUUUUGCGGUUCCAAGAACAUCAUUAUAA
Lactuca virosa is the source of this 1539-nucleotide messenger RNA. NCBI's taxonomy places the organism in Eukaryota, Viridiplantae, Streptophyta, Magnoliopsida, Asterales, Asteraceae. The record is from the annotation of a GenBank genome assembly.